Molecule: messenger RNA, 246 nt
Organism: Hansenula anomala
Lineage: Eukaryota; Fungi; Ascomycota; Saccharomycetes; Phaffomycetales; Wickerhamomycetaceae
Exons: 2
Coding region: 1-246 (81 amino acids)
Biological process (GO): GPI anchor biosynthetic process
Cellular component (GO): dolichol-phosphate-mannose synthase complex; endoplasmic reticulum membrane
Molecular function (GO): enzyme regulator activity
Source: RefSeq, a predicted model, not a curated record
AUGCUUGUCUGGUUCACUCUCCUGUUUGUUUAUUACCUGUCAUGGCUGUUUUUAACGCCAUUCUUGGAUCAAGAUUCAAUUAUUCAAAAUCUAUACCCUCCAAUUGACUACGCUAUUAAGAUUCCACUGUUCUUACUACUAAUUGCCUUUGUCACCAUUGGUACCUAUGUUAGUCUGCUGCUCAUCAACUCAAACCAACCAAGAGAACACGACGCUCUCAGACCGAAGGGUCAAAAGAUUAGAUGA